AUGGAAACCUCCCAACCUCUCACCAUUGAAAGCUUCUCCUACAGUUGGUUAAUCAAUCGGAAACCGUCCCUCGACGCCAUAUUCGACAACAACGAAGAUUACACCGACUGCUAUAAAGAAGAAAACGUAAAUUCUUUUGUGAAUUCACAAGGAUUCCACAAAGAAUCCCAUAACUUCCGUUUUGAUCUUCCAAUUUGCACCCCGAAUCUUGUCCAUGCCGAUGAAAUUUUCUUCAAUGGGCGUAUGAUUCCUAAAUCCAUCAACGAGGCAAGGCUUCAUUCAUCCCCUGCUACACCUGUGGUUCAUUUUCUAUCAAAGAGCCCUUCAAAAUAUAAGAGGAGUUAUAGUCAACUUCUCGCGAAUUGGCGAGUUUCUUCCAAAAGGGUGCUUAGAAAGUGUUUUAGCUUUCUUAUACCACGAAAAAGUAUAAGAAUCGUGGAUAGCUCGAUGAAUUUGGUUCGUUUGUCAUCUUCUGUGCUUACACAUGAGCAAAUGAGUGAGAGAAGCGACGUCUACACGACCACAUUAGGGAGAACAAAGAGUUGGAGUCCUAAUUCAACAUAUGGACCUCAUUUUUCAUGUUCGAAAAAUGAAUCGUGUGACUAUGAUGAAAGAUCAAUUCUUGAGGCGGUCGUUCAUUGUAAAAGAUCAUUCGAAAGCUGAAGAACGGAAUGGAUGAAACUCCUAUUUAAGAAGAUCGAUCAAUGCUAAAAAGAGUAUGCAAACUUAGACUUUAAAUUUAAAUGUUAAUAAGACGUAAUACGAUGACGGAGAUGAAUUUUAAUAUCAGUUAUUGUUGUUUCAUAUAUACAUUAGACAUAAUUACUUUGGUUCGUUAGAUUUUGUAGACGUGUUGUUCAAACUUUUCUUUUCGAGCUCGUACAAUAAGAAUUCUAAUAAGAUAAAGGACAUAGAAUGCUAUGUAUAUGUUUAGAUCUAGAAUCAAUCAUCAAGCUUAUUAUGUGUGUUAUAUAUAGAGAGAGAUGAG
Molecule: messenger RNA, 988 nt
Organism: Cynara cardunculus var. scolymus (artichoke)
Lineage: Eukaryota; Viridiplantae; Streptophyta; Magnoliopsida; Asterales; Asteraceae
Product: probable membrane-associated kinase regulator 6
Exons: 2
Coding region: 1-663 (220 amino acids)
Source: RefSeq, a predicted model, not a curated record